GUGUUUGAGUACAGCGAGGCCAAGGCACUGGAAGAGCUCUUCUACCCCGUGUACAACCUCUCCGACUUCUCCUGGGACAGCCUCAAUGGGACCCUCAACCACACAGCCCUGACGGCCGAGCUCACGGGCGUCCCAGCCACCGACCCCGCUGGCAGCUUCUCCAGCGGCAGGCUGGCGUUUCGGGUGACAGCCUACGAGGCCGGUGGCCGUGACGAGGCCCUGCCCAGCCUCCUGCACACGGCCAACAGCUCCAAAGUGGAGUUUGUCCUGGCCGGGGUGGCUCCACGGGGCAACGGCUCCCGCUUCGCGUUGGAGGUGGCCACGGUGGAGGAGACGGGGGCGGCGCGGAGGCUGCGCUCGAUGCGCUCCAUCGACGACGAGUACACCCCCACCAUCUUCGAGACGCUCUCCCUGGCAGCCGAAUCCCAAAACGACAGCUCCGUGCUCAGCUUCCUGCAGUGGAAGGCGACAGCGUACGGCUCCCAGAGCCCCAGGCCCGAGGACAGCAUCCGGUGCCGCUCGCGGGGCCUCCAAGCAGCCAACUGGACCCUGCCUGCAUCCAGCAUCGUCCGUGCCUACUUUGGGGAGGGUCUGGGCAGCGCCUACAGCAUCAGCGCCAUCAACAUCUCCUUUGGGGGUGAGGAUGGAGAGGUUUACCAGCAGAAACACUACCUUAGUUGGUGA
Molecule: messenger RNA, 684 nt
Organism: Mesitornis unicolor (brown roatelo)
Lineage: Eukaryota; Metazoa; Chordata; Aves; Mesitornithiformes; Mesitornithidae
Gene: GLMP
Product: chromosome unknown open reading frame, human C1orf85
Exons: 3
Cellular component (GO): lysosome
Source: RefSeq, a predicted model, not a curated record